Messenger RNA from Elephantulus edwardii (Cape elephant shrew), 1800 nucleotides. RefSeq names its product RAB11 family interacting protein 4 (class II) (gene RAB11FIP4). Gene Ontology annotation, cellular component: recycling endosome membrane; midbody; endocytic vesicle. NCBI's taxonomy places the organism in Eukaryota, Metazoa, Chordata, Mammalia, Macroscelidea, Macroscelididae. The record is from RefSeq and is a predicted model, not a curated record. Gene Ontology annotation, biological process: regulation of cytokinesis; endocytic recycling.
AUGGCUGUGACCAAGACCGGGCCCAGAGGGUUUGUGACAAAGAAGGUGGAAAAACUUGUGAAAUAUCUGGACCCCAACGACCUGGGGAGAAUCAACUUCAAGGACUUUUGCAGGGGAGUCUUCGCCAUGAAAGGGUGUGAGGAGCUGCUAAAGGACGUGUUGUCCGUGGAGAGUGCGGGGACACUGCCGUGCGCACCUGAAAUCCCAGACUGUGUGGAGCAGGGCAGCGAGGUUCCAGGACCCACCUUUGCUGAUGGCGAGCUCAUCUCCGGGGAUCCCAGUUUCUUUCCUGAGGACGAGGAAGAGGCAAUGACACUGGCCCCACCAGAGGGCCCACAGGAGUUGGACAUGGACAGUCCCAUGGAAAGCACCCAGAGCCUGGAUGUGUUGGUUGAGAGUCCAGCUGAAGAAAAGGAUGGGGGGCUCAGAGGCCUGUUUCUGCCAGAGGACAAGUCCCUGGGCCACACGCCAUCCAUGACGACCUCUGACCUCUCCACACACUCCACCACCUCACUCAUCAGCAACGAGGAGCAGUUUGAAGACUACGGGGAGGGCGAUGAUGUGGACUGUGCUCCCAGCAGCCCUUGCCCUGAUGACGAGACCAGGACCAACGUCUACUCAGACCUGGGGUCUUCAGUGUCUUCCAGUGCAGGGCAGACGCCUCGGAAAAUGAGACACGUGUACAACAGUGAGUUGCUGGAUGUUUAUUGCUCUCAAUGCUGCAAGAAAAUCAAUCUGUUGAAUGAUUUGGAAGCCCGGCUGAAAAACCUGAAGGCCAACAGCCCCAACAGAAAGAUCUCCAGCACAGCCUUCGGACGGCAGCUCAUGCACAACAGCAACUUCAGCAGCAGUAACGGCAGCACCGAGGACCUGUUCAGGGACAGUAUUGACUCCUGUGACAAUGACAUCACGGAGAAGGUGAGCUUCCUGGAAAAGAAAGUAACAGAGCUGGAGAAUGACAGCCUGACCAACGGGGACCUGAAGAGCAAGCUAAAGCAGGAGAACACCCAGCUGGUGCACAGGGUGCACGAGCUGGAGGAGGUGGUCAAGGACCAGGAGACCACAGCCGAGCAGGCCCUGGAGGAGGCGGCGCGGCGGCACCGGGAGGCCUACAGCAAGCUGGAGAGAGAGAAGAGCACCGAGGUGGAACUGCUGAACACGCGGGUGCAGCAAUUAGAGGAAGAAAAUACGGAGCUUAGGACGACAGUGACUCGGCUCAAGUCCCAAACAGAGAAGCUGGAUGAGGAGCGGCAGCGCAUGUCUGACCGUCUGGAGGACACCAGCCUGCGGCUCAAGGAUGAGAUGGACCUCUACAAACGCAUGAUGGACAAGCUCCAGAACCGCCUCGAGUUCCAGAAGGAGCGGGAGGCGACGCAGGAGCUCAUUGAAGACCUGCGGAAGGAGCUGGAGCAUCUACAGAUGUACAAGCUGGACUGUGAGCGGCCAGGCAGGGGCCGCAGCGCCUCAUCCGGGCUGGGCGAGUUCAAUGCCAGAGCUCGCGAGGUGGAGCUGGAGCAUGAGAUCAAGCGACUGAAGCAGGAGAACCAUAAGCUUCGAGAUCAGAAUGAUGACUUGAAUGGACAGAUCUUGAGCCUCAGCCUCUACGAAGCAAAGAACCUCUUUGCCACUCAGACCAAAGCCCAGUCUCUGGCUGCAGAAAUAGACACGGCUUCACGAGAUGAGCUAAUGGAAGCCUUGAAGGAGCAGGAGGAAAUCAACUUUCGCCUGAGGCAGUAUAUGGACAAGAUUAUCCUCGCUAUCCUGGACCAUAACCCCUCUAUCCUGGAGAUCAAACAUUGA